AUGCGUUCAUCGGCAGCUCUCGCUCCUCUAGCUUUCUCCGUGGCUGCGGCCUACUCGUUUGACCCACUCGAACAUCUGGCCGGCAUUGCUCCAUACUUUGAGCCUGAAGACCCUCCGUCUGACCCAGCUCCGCCUCAAGGCUGUAACGUCACUCGCGCUGCCUAUAUCGUUCGUCAUGCAGCAAUCUACGCCAACGAUUUCGACUUCGAGAGCUAUAUCGAGCCCUUUGUAAUGAAGUUGGGCAAUACGACUGCAGAUUGGAGCAAGACGAGAGAUUUGAGCUUUCUGACGACAUGGAAGAGCCCAAUUGAAGACGAGGAUCUCGAGGACUUGACAAAGGUCGGCGAGCUUGAGGCCUUCAAGCUCGGGGUUCAGGUCAAACAAAGAUACCAAUACGCGAAAGGCGGAAAGGGAUUCAACAAGCCAGGAAAAGUAUGGGCCAGCACGGCUGAGAGGACCACAAUCAGCGCACAGAGUUUCAUUGAUGGAUACACUGUUGGCCAGAACUCCACAAAGCUUGAGGGUAUCAGUGAGGCCAGCGAAGAGGGUGCAGAUAGUCUGACGCCCCAUCAGACGUGCCCCAACUACAGCGGCUCGCGGGGCAGUGAGCAAUCUGGGACCUACCAAAAGAUCUACACCAAGCCCAUCGUUGAGCGUCUCAAUGCCCAAGCCUCCGCUUUCAACUUUACCAUGUCCGACGUGGUCGGAAUGCAGCAGCUCUGUGGUUACGAGACCGUCAUCCGCGGUGAAUCGCCCUUUUGUUCCCUCUCCCUCUUCACACCGAACGAGUGGCUCUCCUUUGAGUAUAUGAACGAUAUCAUGUACCAUCACUCGCUUGGCUACGGCUCUCCAGGCAUUUCUGGCGCUCAAGGCUUCCCCUGGACUAACGCAACCGCGCAGCUGCUUCUUGCGCCGGCAAACAGCUCCGACAUCCAGGAUCUGUAUGUAUCCUUUGCUCAUCGUGAGCUACCACCAAACGUCCUGGUCGCACUGGGCUUGUUCAACAACACCGCAUUCACCAACUCGUUGGACUACAACGCAACCAUGCCGCUGACUCAAAUCAGCACCAAUCGCGUCUGGCAAUCGUCUCGUAUCCUCCCGUUCUUGUCAAACAUUGCCAUGGAGAAAUUGAGCUGCGAUUCCUACGGAUAUGAGCCAGGCGAGUUUAUCCGAGUGCUGGUCAACCAGGCCCCGCAACCGCUACCGGGCUGUGUGGAUGGUCCGGCAGAGAGCUGUGGGCUGAGCGGGUUCCAGGAGUUCAUCAAGGCAAGAGGCGAGAUGUUUGGCGACUUUGACGGCUUGUGUGGCGUCGACUACAGCAACUCGACGAACAUACUGUCCAUAUACGGACAGCAAUGA
Messenger RNA from Pseudovirgaria hyperparasitica, 1359 nucleotides. RefSeq names its product repressible acid phosphatase. Gene Ontology annotation, cellular component: fungal-type cell wall. Bases 1 to 1359 code for a protein of 452 amino acids. Gene Ontology annotation, molecular function: acid phosphatase activity. The record is from RefSeq and is a predicted model, not a curated record. Lineage: Eukaryota; Fungi; Ascomycota; Dothideomycetes; Acrospermales; Acrospermaceae. The transcript is spliced from 2 exons.